This is a messenger RNA of Hypanus sabinus (Atlantic stingray), 1884 nucleotides long. RefSeq names its product guanylyl cyclase domain containing 1 (gene gucd1). The transcript has 6 exons. Bases 207 to 809 code for a protein of 200 amino acids. Lineage: Eukaryota; Metazoa; Chordata; Chondrichthyes; Myliobatiformes; Dasyatidae. The record is from RefSeq and is a predicted model, not a curated record.
GAGAGGGUGAGAGGCCGGUGAGGUUCCCCUGUCACUGGGUGAGGGUGAGGGGCCGGUGAGGUUCCCUGUCACUUGUUGAGGGUGAGUGUGAGUGGUCUGCGAGGUUCCCUGUUACUGGGUGAUCUCUCAAGGGUGAUGUGGUUCGGUUGAACGUGCCUGUCAUUCAACAGUCCUUUCACUGGGAUUGCGGACUCGCCUGCUCCAGAAUGGUGCUGCAGUACCUGCAUCCGGUGAGUGACGAGGAGUUUCAGACCGCCUGCUGGAGACUGCAGUUGGGGGAGAGCGUCUGGACCAUCGACCUGGCCUACCUGAUGCAGCAGUUUGGGGUCACGCACAAGUUCUGCACGCGGACGCUGGGCGUUGACAAGGGCUAUCGAUACCAGUCUUUCUAUCGGAAGCAUUUCAAUACCGAGGAGGACCGGGUAAAUCAGCUGUUUGCUGGCGCUGCGGCGAAUCGUGUUCAAGUAGAGAAAAGGUCUGUCACCAUUCAGGAGAUCGAGGAGCACCUGGCCCAGGGUCACGUGCUGGUGGUCCUGGUCAAUGCCGUGCUGCUCGUCUGCGACCUCUGCUCGGCCCCGCUCAAGUUUUGCUGCCUCCUUCCCAUCGGGCAGAAGUGCUUCUGCCGGAAGCUGGACUAUCAGGGACAUUUCAUCGUGGUGUGCGGUUACAACAGGAACUCGGGCUGUAUCUUCUACAACAACCCAGCCUACGCUGACAGAGUCUGCUGCACAUCCACGAGUAACUUCAACGAGGCGCGUAUGAGCUAUGGAACAGACGAAGACAUCCUGUUUGUUUACAAGGACAGCUGACAGCAGCGCUGCCCGCAGGACCCUCUCUCCACUCUGAGGACAUACUCAUGAUGUAUGAACAGGGCUGUGUGAGUGCCGGAUUCCCAGAGCUGCAUGGUACCCACAAACUCACCCCUCUUUCCCACGAACUGGAAAAGAUCUUUGUGCGACUGCCUGUGGGAGUUCCUUCCCUUCUGUUUGAAGUGUGCCAAAGAACCUCUAGGGAAACAGUAAUGCAUCAGCUCCCGCUGCCCAUCCCCUUCCCCAUGAUCCUCGGCCCUGCUGCUUACGCAACACUGAGCUAAGCUGGUUUAAAAAGACACUCAAACUCAUUCCCUUGUCCCACAAUCUACUAUUCUGAGAAGGAAAUCAGUUGAGAUCCACCAGUAAACACUUUGGUUUUGCACGUUCAGAAUGCUGCUGUUGGGAUUUUGUAGGGAAGACAGGGAUUGUCGAUAUGGAGUUGAUGUGGUCCGAAGAGAAUCUGUCGCUGACUCUGCCUCCUGCUGUUGUACUUCCUGUGGGACCUUCGGUUGGGCCGGUGUCUGUAGUCGGUGGCAUGGCUGACUCACAAGCCCAACCACCAGGGAAGCCUUGUGCCUGCGCGAUGGGACAUCGGAGCAGUAGGCCCUUAAUGACGCUGGCUGCCCCUCACAUUCUCCAGCCCCAGCCACAAGAGAGGGAAGGGGAAACAUUCUCAUCUUGUCCUGGCACACGGUGCCAUGGGUCCCUCACCUUUCCUGAAGGUGUAAUGAGCAAACAGGGAUGUGUCAGAUCUGUUUAGACGAUGUGUCUGUCCUUUUACAGAAGACAUGUACCUGUCUCCCCACUGUUGUUGACUCUGUCUUGAUUCUCACCUUGUUUCAGUUUGGCGGGCCCUGUCUAACCGUUAAUGGGACUUGAGUGAUGCCAAAAAGAGAUAUUGAACACAACGCGACUAGCAUGAUGGAUACGCCUGUGAAUUUCUUUCAGAUUUGGUUCUAACGCUGUCAAUGCCAUUUAUCUGAAAACAGUUCUCUCUGUCUGUGAUGCUUUUCAGUUUGUAGUACAUUAGUUUUGCUGUUAUGGGUUGAAUUAAAAGGUGAUUUGCUAAUGA